Molecule: messenger RNA, 1398 nt
Organism: Cinclus cinclus
Lineage: Eukaryota; Metazoa; Chordata; Aves; Passeriformes; Cinclidae
Gene: SMAD1
Product: SMAD family member 1
Exons: 6
Coding region: 1-1398 (465 amino acids)
Biological process (GO): regulation of transcription by RNA polymerase II; BMP signaling pathway; SMAD protein signal transduction
Cellular component (GO): heteromeric SMAD protein complex
Molecular function (GO): RNA polymerase II cis-regulatory region sequence-specific DNA binding; DNA-binding transcription factor activity, RNA polymerase II-specific; I-SMAD binding
Source: RefSeq, a predicted model, not a curated record
AUGAAUGUAACAAGUUUAUUCUCCUUCACCAGCCCCGCAGUGAAGAGGCUGUUGGGGUGGAAGCAAGGGGAUGAAGAAGAGAAAUGGGCAGAGAAAGCUGUUGAUGCAUUAGUGAAAAAGCUGAAGAAGAAAAAAGGUGCUAUGGAGGAGCUGGAAAAAGCACUAAGCUGUCCUGGUCAGCCCAGCAACUGUGUCACAAUUCCUCGUUCCUUGGAUGGCCGGCUCCAGGUGUCGCACCGGAAAGGGCUCCCACACGUCAUUUACUGCAGAGUGUGGCGCUGGCCAGACCUGCAGAGUCAUCACGAACUGAAACCUCUGGAAUGCUGUGAGUUCCCCUUUGGUUCAAAGCAGAAGGAGGUUUGCAUCAAUCCCUACCACUACAAGCGGGUGGAAAGUCCUGUUCUUCCUCCAGUGCUGGUUCCAAGGCACAGCGAGUACAACCCCCAGCACAGCCUCUUGGCGCAGUUCCGCAACCUGGGACAGAACGAGCCCCAUAUGCCGCACAACGCGACUUUCCCGGACUCUUUCCAGCAGCCCAACAGUCACCCAUUCCCCCACUCGCCCAGCAGCAGCUACCCAAACUCACCUGGAAGCAGCAGUAGCACCUAUCCACAUUCUCCAGCCAGCUCAGACCCGGGAAGUCCUUUCCAGAUGCCAGCUGAUACUCCCCCGCCCACUUACCUGCCUCCGGAAGAUCCGAUGACACACGAUACCUCCCAGCCCAUGGAUACCAACAUGAUGGCACCUGCAAUUCCCCCUGACGUGCACAGAGGAGAUGUCCAGGCAGUUGCUUAUGAAGAGCCGAAGCACUGGUGCUCCAUCGUCUACUAUGAGCUGAACAACCGCGUCGGGGAGGCGUUCCACGCGUCCUCCACCAGCAUCCUGGUGGAUGGCUUCACUGACCCCUCCAACAACAAGAACAGGUUCUGCCUGGGGCUGCUCUCUAACGUCAACCGCAACUCCACCAUCGAGAAUACGAGGCGGCACAUUGGCAAAGGUGUCCAUCUCUACUACGUUGGAGGGGAGGUGUACGCUGAAUGUCUGAGUGACAGCAGCAUCUUUGUGCAAAGUCGGAACUGCAACUACCACCACGGGUUCCAUCCCACCACUGUCUGCAAAAUCCCCAGUGGCUGCAGUCUGAAGAUUUUCAAUAAUCAAGAGUUUGCUCAGCUCCUGGCUCAGUCUGUGAACCAUGGCUUUGAGACAGUGUAUGAGCUUACUAAGAUGUGCACUCUCCGGAUGAGUUUUGUAAAGGGUUGGGGAGCUGAAUAUCAUCGCCAGGAUGUAACAAGCACUCCGUGCUGGAUAGAGAUACAUCUCCAUGGUCCCCUUCAGUGGCUGGAUAAAGUACUUACCCAGAUGGGCUCUCCUCAUAAUCCUAUUUCUUCAGUGUCUUAA